ACAGUAUUGUAUGUCAGCAUUAUUUCUCCAGAUUCUCGUUUAUUUUGUAAAUGGUCGUGGCAACUCGGAGGAUUUUCUUUUAAGGGGGCCGUCUCUCUAGGAUUUAAACCAGCUGUUGUCAAGUGCUCCGGGGCCCCAUCCAUUUGCAUUGCUAAAUAGUCCGUACAGCAGAGAAAUGUCGAGAAAAAACCGUUCAUUUUGAAAAGGCAUUCUUUGCAAAACUGCUCAAACCUAUACUGCUUGGGAUCGACGAGGCACCAGCUAACCAAAACCAGGUGCUGCUUUUCGCAAGAAGGCGCAUAGACUGGAGACUGAGGGAGGCAGAUUGCGCAGGGCUCUAUUUGGGCUGCGUACAGUAGAAGGAAGCCUGCGAGUUUCCAACUGAAAGGAAUUUACGGGUCGGCUGCGGGUCUCUUUCAAAGGAGAUCACCCAGGAGCCGUAAAACAUGCUGUUUGAAGCCUGCGACGUGCGGUCCCCUAUGUUUGCGAGAAUGUUGGCAGUUCUAACCUUGACUUUAUUAAGUAUGCGCUCCGGAAAUACGCAGACUUGUACGGAGGGGUUUAUCUACGACCGUCGUAUCAGGCAAUGUAUAGACGUGGAUGAAUGCCGGACGCCACUGAACCCCUGUCGCGGAGAAAUGCGCUGCAUUAAUCAGAAUGGAGGUUACCUGUGUUUGCCCCGCGGGAUGUUUAAUCAGCCGUACGCCAGGACUCCCCUUUCUGACUUGUCGUACCCCGAAUCACCUGCACAAUCACCUGAAGGCUACUCCGACACCUACCCUCAAGCGCCAGUACCUGCUGCCCCUCCCAGUUACCCCAUCGUAGGCCGAUCUGCCCCUUGUAUCUUGGGAUAUACACUUGGGGAGGACGGCACGUGCGUUGACAUUGAUGAAUGUGAAGUGAAUUCCCACCAGUGCAACCCAACACAGGUGUGCAUCAACACUGCCGGAGGAUAUACAUGCUCCUGUACUGAGGGGUACUGGCUUAUCGGUGGACAGUGUCAGGAUAUUGACGAGUGUCGCUAUGGAUACUGCCAGCAGUUGUGCGCUAACAUGCCAGGAUCGUAUUCCUGUUCAUGCAACAUUGGCUUCGUCCUUAACCCAGACGGCAGGACCUGCCAAGAUGUGGACGAGUGCGAGGAAGCACCCUGUGCUCACGGAUGUUUCAACACCUAUGGCUCUUUCAUGUGCAACUGUGGGGAGGGUUUUGAGCUGGCAUCUGAUGGGACGACUUGUAAUGAUAUGGAUGAGUGUGGAUUUGCUGAGUUUUUGUGUCAACACUCUUGUGUGAACAAUCCUGGGUCGUACUCUUGCGUCUGUCCUCCUGGGUAUUUGGUAUAUGAUGAUGGACGAAGUUGUGAAGAUAUCAAUGAAUGUGAAACUGGUAACAACACCUGUACAACAGAACAAGUGUGUUUCAAUUUCCAGGGGAGCUAUAAAUGCCUGGACCCUUUACAAUGUGAUGCACCUUACAUUGAAUUUGGUGACAAUCAAUGCAUGUGUUUGGCUGAGAACCUUGCAUGCCAAGACAACCCCUUCACCGUCCUGUACCGGCACAUGGAUCUAUCCCCUGGCCGUAGCGUGCCUGCAGAUGUCUUUCAGAUGCAGGCCACCACACGCUACCCGGGCGCCUUCUACAUCUUCCAAAUCAAGUCGGGCAAUGAAGGCCGAGAGUUCCAUAUGAGGCAAACCAGCGAUGCCAGUGCUACGUUGGUGCUGUCACGCCCUGUAAAAGGCCCAAAGGAGAUUAUUCUGGACCUGGAAAUGGUUACUAUCAACAACGUCAUCAACUUUCGGGGCAGCUCAGUAAUCCGACUGACAAUAUUCGUUGCUGAGCAUACAUAUUGAGGCCCUGGGUCUGAGGUCUCGCCCUCUUACACUUGACCACACUCCUCCGUUCCCCGUCCCCUCCAGCAGGCAGCUUGGUUUGUCUUUUUUGGCUACUCUGUUCCAGGAGAUUGGUGACGGUCCUGGUCUUGCUCAUAUUAGCUUCGUUCUCCUCUCACUCUUCUGCAGGGACACUGUCUGGAAGCUGCCCGACGAUGUUUGUAAUGCAUCCCACACGGUAGAAUAUUUAUAUUGUAAUGAAUGGUGCUUUGUCAUCGUUCUUAAUGAGUAUUAUUUGUCAUUCAUUCGGAUAUUGUUUCCUGGGUCUUUUCAGAGAUCUGUUACCUAUAUCGACAUACCAAAAACAUAUUUCUUUGAGUCGAUUGUUUUUUUUUUUAAAGAUCUUUUGUUGGGUUCUUGUUUUGUGUGUCAUUCAUGAUUCUUAGGGCAUGAACCAUAAUACUUCACUUUGGAGCUGUGAAAGUACUCUGUUGUUUCUUGACACAGUGUGUUUUUUGUGAUAGAUUCUUAAAUAACUUUCAGUAUAUGACACAAUGUUUUCAGAAAGAAUGUAAACUGUGGGAUACACAUGAAGAGUGUACCAUUACUGGUUAAGCUGUCAAAAAUGAUAUUAAACUUGCACACCAUGGA
Messenger RNA from Brienomyrus brachyistius, 2477 nucleotides. It is a transcript of the gene fbln5, whose product is annotated as fibulin 5. The record is from RefSeq and is a predicted model, not a curated record. Lineage: Eukaryota; Metazoa; Chordata; Actinopteri; Osteoglossiformes; Mormyridae. Gene Ontology annotation, molecular function: calcium ion binding. Bases 447 to 1847 code for a protein of 466 amino acids. The transcript has 11 exons.